Messenger RNA from Phaedon cochleariae (mustard beetle), 1587 nucleotides. The record is from the annotation of a GenBank genome assembly. NCBI's taxonomy places the organism in Eukaryota, Metazoa, Arthropoda, Insecta, Coleoptera, Chrysomelidae.
AUGUACACCACGCAUUACGUACUAUUACCUACGGCCACUAUGGAAAGUAUGCAAGAACGCAUGAGAUACAUGACUGUUUCAAAUUUUCUCUAUGAAAUUAUGUUCAACCCAUUCAGUACCAGUGCUAAAGAUGAAAAUACAGAACCUUCUCCUUCUAAAACUCGACGUAAAGCUCAAGAUGAUUCUUGUCAAAUAAUGGUGGACAAUUCAGAUAACAUAUUGAAAGUAAUAAAGAGAUUAUAUUUUGAUAAGGAAAUGUGCGAUGUCUACCUUAAAGUGGGCAACAAGGAAUAUGGUGCACACAAAUUGAUUUUAUGUUCAUCUAGUGAUGUCUUUCAAGUGAUGCUCAUGAAGCCAGAGUGGACAGAGUGGCAUGAAAGUAGGGUUGAGCUUCAAGAAUUGCCUAUAUGUGUACCAGUUUUCCACUUGUUUCUGGAAUAUUUUUAUACAGGGAACAUCCUCAUCACCCAUACAAAUGUCAUGCCAAUUUUAGCCUUAGCUGACAAGUACAUAGUUAGAAGUUUAACAAGGACUUGUCUGAGUUAUAUGUGCCAACAUGUACCCCAUGCUUCAUCUCAUAAUCAGCUGUUUGCCUGGUUGCAGUAUAGCACAGCUUGUUGCCACACAAAAGUAUUUGAAACUUGCCAAAACUACAUAAAAUGGAAUUUUGAAUCUGUGGCCAACACUCCAGACUUCAGCAAUUUUGAUGUCGAUAUGUUUAUAAGAAUUUUGCAGCAAAAUGACAUAGUGGUUCACAAUGAAAUGGUCCUCUAUAAUUGUGUGGUAAGGUGGCUGGAUUUGCAGAAAAUAAAAAUCCAACAGCAAAGUAGUCUUGAUGGGGAGAUCAAUGAAGAGUACAAAAUGUUGAUUGAGAAGAUUAUGAAGCAUGUAAGGUUCCCAAUGAUGACUCCUAGGGAGCUAGCUGAUCUAUUACUCUCACCUGUGAUAAAGCAACAUAAGGAAUUUUUUGUUGACAGAAUGGCAAUAGGUAUGAAGUAUCAUUCAGGCAUGACCAAUCAAAUCCAAUCAAACAACUCUGAUGAAGGUUGUUUUUUGUUCACCCCUCGUCUAUAUACCUGCGACAGCUGUAGCGCUCUUCUGACAAUCGAGAACUUUCAUGAUAUCCCCAACUACCACACCAGCACCUUUGUUUUCUCCUCCCAUCUAUCUGCUGCUGAAUACGAGUCACACAAGGUGAACGAGUGGCUAGUUGACCUAUAUCCUAAGGGAGUCUGGUUCAAAAAAUGUUUUCUGAUCGUGUGGCAGGGCACCCUGGAAGUGCCUCAGGAGACAUUAUCCACCGUUAGACUGUCUUUGACAUGCAGAGAGCUUUCUGAGUCAGAAAUGAGAGUCAAGGUGUCAGUUUUGACUUACGGCAUGCAAGGCGGCAUCGAGCACGUGAUGGAAGUCAAGGAGAAAAUCCACCACUUCACUGGUCAAGACAAAGUCGUCAACAUCGACGAUCUCAUUCCUUUCGAAGAGCUGAACCCGUCGGCCUCUUUGCAGGGCCGACACGAGACGUCCUAUUUAGUGGGGCCCAACAGGGACAAACUCAAAUUGAACUUGGUCAUAGCGCCCAUCAGGUAG